AUGACAGAAUCUGUUAUAGACAUGGACCAGAAAGAGAAGCUGGUGGAUAGAAGAGAAGAAGAAGAUGAAGAGAAAGAGAAUGGAGAUAACGGGCCAUCUUCGAGUGAAAACACAUCUUUUUUAACGGAGCUAAAUUUAAUUCUUCUACUUUCAUUUCUCUCAUUAUCGUCUGAAGAAUGUUACGAUUCUGAGGAGGUUAAGGAGACGGAGAAUAUCAAAGAUCACAAAGUUGUGCAAACCGCGUCGAGAUCACAGACUAGAAGACAAAAUGUAAAGGAAUUUAAAGCUCUUGAUCGGCAAGCGCCAAGAUUACAAACGAAGAUAAGAGAUUGCAGGCACAACAGAAGAAUGUGA
Molecule: messenger RNA, 354 nt
Organism: Ilex paraguariensis (yerba mate)
Lineage: Eukaryota; Viridiplantae; Streptophyta; Magnoliopsida; Aquifoliales; Aquifoliaceae
Source: the annotation of a GenBank genome assembly